AUGGUGGCGCACGGACAGCCAGCUGGAGGCCGCUCCUGGGCCGGCGUCGUGGCGGGCGGCAAGGCCAAGGGCAGCUGGAGCUACUGGGUCUGCUCCAGCGGGCAGUGCAGGGAGUGGAACUGGUGCUCGCACUGGAAGUGCCGCAGCUGCGGCCGAGUGGCCCCGCCGCGGGUCAAGGCAGCUCAGCCGCCCGCGGCAGCCGAUGGCCAGGAGCAGCCCGUCGACGCCGAGGGCUUCGUCGUCCAACCCCGUGGGAGGAAAGCGAGGCGCCAGGCCAAGCGCACUGCUGCCCGUGCGGCCAGCGCGGGGGCCGCCAGUCUGGCAGGCGUCAGCGAGGCUAGCAGCGUGCAGCCGUCGGCCGCCGAGCGGCACCGCCAGGAGGUCAAGCGCAUCGAGGACUUCCUCGCGGCCCCUGGCGAGUCCAUUGACGAGGCGUGCCUGCAGUCGCUGCGCUCGGCCCUCGACCGCGAGCGCCGGCCCCCCCUGCCCAAGGCGCUCCACGGCGCUGGCAACGCCCUGGCGAAGCUGGCCAGGCAGGGGCGGGCCAAGGAGCAGGCGCUGCUCAAGGCCGAGGGAGCCCACGCGGCAGCCAUCGGCGAGCGUGAGGAAGCCAUCGCGCGAGAAGCGGCAUGCGCCGAGGCUGUUGAGGAGUGCCGAGCUGCUCUCGAGGCCCACCGUGAGGAGCAGAGGGCCGCAGAGGCCAGGCAAGCCAAGGAGGUCGGCGCGGCCUUCGUCGGCACGGACUUGCUCGGGAUGGUCUUCGGCCUCAUCCAGCAGGUCGAGGCCUUGCCCCAGGGGUUCGCCGCGGGCAACGGGGAGGCCGCCUUCGCGGAGGCCGCCAUGCAGAUCGCGGCGGUCCGCAGGCAUGCACCCCCCGAGGCUAGGGGUCGCUCUUCCUGGGCCGACACCCCCCUCGACGUCUCCGACGAGGACCUCGACGGGGAUGAGGAGGAGCGGGUGCGGGCCUCGUCAGAACCCCCUCUGCAGGACGCUGCCGAGCGCGGGAAAGCUGCGCGGCGAGGAGAGGCGCACGGUGCGUGGCCCUCAGCCCAGCCGCUGGCGAGGGACCUGGCCAACGCUGGCGCAGCCCUCCUUGACGACCAGCCGCUGGCGACGGCCGCUGACGAGCGGGUGGCCGAGUCCCUCGACGGGCGCAGCCAAGCCAAGGUGCCAAGUGACCAGCGGACGAGGUCGACGGCGGAGGAGGCCUGCAUUGGCAAGGCUUAUCUCGGGCCGCAGCCCGCCCCUGAGUCGGGCCCUCGAGAUUCUGAUGGCCGUGGCUGCGAAAGAGCGGACUGGAUCCACCACUGCUUCGCGGGCUUUGCGAUGGCCGCCCCGCCCGUCGAGGAGGCCAGCCUGUUCCUAGGCAUCUGCAAGUUCGUCGGGCACGUGCGCCACGACGUCCUUUGUUUGUCCGCCCUGCGCUUCGGCUUCAACCUGAAGCUGCUGCGCGGCCUCCCCGCCAUCUUCCUGGCCCCGAGGAUCGCGCUGGCAGGAGGCAUGGCGUCGGCCCCCUCUGGGGCCAGUGGCGCAGUGCUGGCGGGCUGCGCGUGCGCGACGGCUGCUGCUAAGCUACCCCUACUUGGGGGCCUCCUCGCAGCUGGGGAUCAGCGGCCUCUUGCCACCCUGCGCAACUUAGAGGGCGACGUCUCGCUCCAAGCUGUCGGCUCGGCGAGGCUGGUGGUCGACCAGCUCGUGGGGGCCAGUGGGGAAAUGCUGCGACACCUUCGGGAUCACCACCUCCCGCUCAAUGAGGGCAAGUCCGUGUUCCUGGCCUCGUCGGCACAGGUGGCGGACGGCCUUGCCGCCAGCUGGGCAGCCCUUGGCUUCGAGGUCAAGCGCGGGCCCCAGGCCCGCAAUAUGGGCACCGACGCCUACGUGACCAGCAGGGGAGUCCACGAGGGAGGCGCCCGCGCGGUGGGAGGCCGCUCCCGCGCCAGGCGGCUGAGAACCCUGGGCUCGGCGGGGGCCUCGGUGGUGCCCUUGCACCGCGCUGGCCCAACCGCCGCCAUGUUUCUGUUGCGGGUUGGUUGGCGCCUCUCGGCUGGGCGCAUCUUGCACACCGACGAAGGCCACGCAUUGGACAUGCUGAUCUUGGGCCCCCGCGAGCUCGGACUGCUGGCUGCGGCAGGGGCUCGCAGGGCCUCCGACAGGGCAGAGAUGACGCGGCUUCGGCACGGCGCCGCCCCCGCCAUGCCCUUGUUCUGGGACGCUCUCGGCCAGGUCAUCGGCCCGCGCGGCAAGUCCAGCGGCAGGGAGAAGGCGGCCUGGAGGUCGGACGCGGUGGCAGUCAUGUGGGUGAACAGGCCUGCCGACGGGCUGCUAGGCGGUCGCCUCUACCUCGACGGCUCGGCGCUCGACCCUGAGUUCGGAUGCAUCCGCAGGGCAGGCUGGAGUAUCGUGCAGUGCGACGAGUUCGGCAACCUGCAGGCGGCGGUGUACGGCACGGUCCGCCUAGACCUGCGCCCUUCCCAGACGGCCAAGGACGGCGAGCACUUCGCGGUCUGGCUGCUGAGCCGCUACCCCGGGCCUUCGUUCAUCGGAAUCAACAGUGACUGCGCGGCCACAGUCAGCUGCUUGCAGCCCGGCAGGAGGUAUGCGUCGGCGGCCAACAAGCCCAACGCUCACCUGUGGUCGGUCGUCUACGCCUCGCUAGACGUCGACUCGCUCUUCGUGAACAAAGUUGAGGCCCACUGCGCCGAGAUCGUCUUUCGUGGGGGCAGGAUCUCGGAGGGUCAGUGGCUUGGGAGCGCCUACGCCGACAGGCUGGCGAAGGCGGGAGCGGCCCUCCACAGGGCCAGCGCGGCUGCCAGGCGCGAGUUCUUCGGCACGAAAGAGGUCGUGCGUGGGCUCUCCAGGAGGAUCGCGCAGGUUUCGAUCGUCUGGCAGGGCAGGGCCUCCAAGGGCUGCGAGAGCCUCCCCGUGUGCGACGAGCGAAGGACGGCUGUCACCUUCGCGGUCCCGCUGAAGGAGCGUGCUGGCGGUCUGCGGGCGGCUCCCGUGUGCGAGUCGGACGCCGCGCCCGCCGCCGUUGAGGCCCGCGGGGGGCUGGCAGGCAGCCGCCCCGCCGCCGCUGGCGCCUGGGCCUCGGCUGCACGCGACGGCGGAGUCGCGCUGGGCGCCCUGGCCUUCGCCGUCGCUGGCCGCGCCCUCGCGUUCGCCAGGUGCGGUGAGGACGGCGACGAGCAGGUGAUCAUCGCGUGCACCAGGUGCGGAGCAUAUGCGAGGCUAGGCGGACGCCCUGGCCCGCAGCCCAAGCUCAGGGAGCGCUGUCCUGGGGCAACAGGCCUCCCCAGGUCGCUGCGUGGCCAGAAGUCGCCGUGGGAGCGUGGCCUACACCCUGGAGGCACGCCGCACGCCCGCGACACGCGGAGGAAGGGGGCGGAGGCCCCUCGUCUUCGCAAGGAGGCUGAGGUGCCGCAGGGCGCCAGAGAGCGCUUCCUGAAGUGGCUUGGUGUUCAGCCUGGCGCACCAGCAGGCGUCGCGAGCAGCGCCUCGGCGGCCGACGCUGCUGUGAGCGGCGCAGGUUGCGCUACCUCCUCGUCGGCUGCGGUGCCCGCUGCGGCUGGAGGCUCCGCGGCGGGAGAGGGCUCGCGGAAGGCCUGGCUGGAUGCUCACGGCCUCGACGAGGAGAGCCUGCUGAGCUGGUCACAGGAGGCCGAGGAGGCCCGACUCGAGCGCCAGAGCAG
Molecule: messenger RNA, 3689 nt
Organism: Prorocentrum cordatum
Lineage: Eukaryota; Dinophyceae; Prorocentrales; Prorocentraceae
Source: the annotation of a GenBank genome assembly